Austrofundulus limnaeus is the source of this 1305-nucleotide messenger RNA. It is a transcript of the gene ttc33, whose product is annotated as tetratricopeptide repeat domain 33. Lineage: Eukaryota; Metazoa; Chordata; Actinopteri; Cyprinodontiformes; Rivulidae. Gene Ontology annotation, molecular function: protein binding. Bases 132 to 953 code for a protein of 273 amino acids. The record is from RefSeq and is a predicted model, not a curated record. The transcript is spliced from 4 exons.
AAACGAACUCAGUUAGCCUUUAAUAUUCAGUAGCUAUUAGCGUCAUUUUCUGUUUCAGAAUACAUUUUCAGGAGUGACGUUAAUGUGUAGAAGGCGCCACUGACACUUUUAUUUAUUUAUUUUUUAACAGCAUGGCUUCGUUUGGCUGGAAGAGGAAAGUCGGUGAGAAGGUGUCCAGAUCUGUCGUCCGGCAGUUUGAGGCUGAGGAGGAGACAGCCGAGGCAGGUGGAGGAGGUCGGGACGAGGAGGAGGAGGUGGACUGGCUGCACGCCAUCAAACGGCGGCGAGAGAUUCUGCUGGAGGACUGCGCUGCAAAGAGCAGGAGGCUGAAGGAUGAGGGAGCUCUGCUGGCUGAACAGGGCAGGCACUGGGAGGCCAUCAAGAAGUGGGACGAGGCUAUUCAGCUGACUCCAGACAACUCAUCGCUGUAUGAAAUGAAAUCUCAGGUGCUGACCAUUCUGCACGAAGUGUUUCCAGCUGUGAAGGCGGCAGAGAUGGCCGUGAAGUUUGAGCCGCUGUGGUGGGAGGGCUGGCAGACUCUGGGCCGAGCACAGCUCAACCUGGGCGAGGUUGACCUGGCGGUGAGAUCCUUCCAGACUGCAAUCCACCUGUGCCCAUCCGAGGCCAGUCUGUGGCAGGAGGACCUGAGCUGGGCAUGGACCUUACAGAAGCGGCAGCUAGCGGCCAAGGAGAAGAUCAGACAAGAGGAGGAGACCAAAAAUCAGAUCCUCAAUGCCCCCGAGCUGGAGAGGGACUACGAUUUCGAGUCGGAUGAAGUGCUGGCAGCCUGCGUGGCUGUUGCAGAGCGGCAGACGCGCUACGAAGAGCUGAAGAGAACUGCUGUGGUCAUCGAUGCCGAGGGGAACGUACAGAGCGUUGUGGCCGGGGAGCAGGGGUCAGAGGACACAGCAGCACUGUCAGAGGAACAGUUUGUCAAAGCAAGAGGACUGUGAACUGAUUUAUCCCCUGACAGUCACACGUUUUUUCCUUUCUUUUAGCCAUAUUUGUGGUAAAUUCAUCCAUCUUUUACCCAUCUCUUCCUUUGAGGGUCUCAGGGCUCACUAAGCAAGGGGUGGGGUACAAGUCCAUCACAGGGCUGUUUGUGAUAAAUGUGUGCGUUUAGUUUUUAUGUGUUGCUGAAAUUUGAAUGUGGAAACAGCAAAAAGAAAAAGUCUGAAAAUCAUAUUUCAGUCCGUUUAAUAAGCCCACCUCUCUUAUUCACUGUUACUGUUUAUUCUUAGUUUAAAAAGUAAACAAAUGAUUUAAACAUAAAGCUUUUUAUUGAAAUAAAGGUUUUAAGCAAUA